This is a messenger RNA of Thamnophis sirtalis, 517 nucleotides long. The record is from RefSeq and is a predicted model, not a curated record. NCBI's taxonomy places the organism in Eukaryota, Metazoa, Chordata, Lepidosauria, Squamata, Natricidae.
AUGCAUCAACACGAAACCUCCAGAACCAUUGAGGUGGUCCCAUCAGCCUCUGCCCUGAUUAUCAAAGCUCUGAAGGAGCCUCCGCGUGAUCGCAAGAAGCAGAAGAACAUUAAACACAAUGGCAGUGUCCCCUUCGAUGAGAUCGUCAACAUCGCCCGGCAGAUGAGACACCGUUCGUUGGCCCGGGAGCUCUCAGGAACUAUUAAGGAGAUCCUGGGAACCGCUCAGUCGGUUGGCUGCAGUGUUGACGGUAGACACCCCCACGACAUUAUUGAUGACAUCAAUAGUGGGGCAAUUGAGUGCCCAGCGAGCUAAGCGCCAAUGGAAUGGGCUGCAUGCAACUGUAUUUCUAUCGUUCAGUAACAAAAGUAGUUAGUUUGGCUGCUGCCAUGAAAUCUUACCUUCACCAACUUGCCACUUCGGCUUCUUAGGGCGUGAUCCCAUCACAGCCCCUUAAAAUGUGGGAAAAGUUUGUGUACUCAUUUCAAAAAUAAAAAUUGCACCUAGUUUAACUCCA